GCUAUGAUGAAAACAACCUAAGUAAUUUUAUCAAUUUUAUUACAAUGCAUGGGAAAACUGGAGAGAAAAUCUUUUCUUUAAAGUAAUCCAUAGUUGUAAUUACAUAAUAAAAGAUCAUUAAAGUGACAAUUGAGAUGCAGAAUUUACCAACAAAAAUGAAUGCCCCUCCAAUACCAUUGACUAAAGAAAAUCUCAUACUAUUAGCCCAUAUAGUUUCGAAGGCAGCUUUAGCAGCAGAACAAAAGUUUUUACCGGUUAGAGCAAUCAUAAUGUAGGCAUUAUUAUUCAAAAAUCUGAUGAACCUUUCAAAACAUGCCAUGCAGCAACUCAAACAUCUUAAUAAACAUUUGACUGCCUUAUUUUCAGAGCCAGCCACUUUUUCAGUUUAAUAUCUAAUAUAUUCCAACAUGAUUCUGAUGAGUUAUACAAUAGCCAAGAUCAAAGAACCAAAUGCUAAGGAACCUGCGUGAUACCUGAAAACUCUAUA
This is a messenger RNA of Paramecium octaurelia, 487 nucleotides long. Lineage: Eukaryota; Ciliophora; Oligohymenophorea; Peniculida; Parameciidae. The record is from the annotation of a GenBank genome assembly.